Stomoxys calcitrans (stable fly) is the source of this 2344-nucleotide messenger RNA. RefSeq names its product histone H4 transcription factor (gene Hinfp). Gene Ontology annotation, cellular component: chromosome. The coding region runs from base 303 to 1640 and encodes 445 amino acids. The transcript has 3 exons. Gene Ontology annotation, biological process: regulation of transcription by RNA polymerase II. The record is from RefSeq and is a predicted model, not a curated record. Gene Ontology annotation, molecular function: chromatin insulator sequence binding. Lineage: Eukaryota; Metazoa; Arthropoda; Insecta; Diptera; Muscidae.
GAACGCAGUACUAGCCUUUUAUAGUUUUUUUUUUCAACUAUUUUGUCUCUGUUUAUGCUACCUAUGAAUGCAGUUUUCUCGAACACACCUACUUUAUUUGCACAGCCCAGUUAACUUCCUUGUGAACAUAUGGCAACCUUAUCAUUUGGUAAACAUAAAUAUCCGCGCGAUAAAAUAAGAAGACUAGCGGAAAGUCAUUUGUAUCGUAAAGAACACUAGCAAACAAGGACUUCUCAGAAAACUCGUUGUAAUCACUGGUGGAAAAAUCCUUGUACUCUCCUGUCCUGGGAAAAACCAAAGCCAUGAAUAACAAAAGGCGCAAAACUGAUGUGCUGAUGAUUCCCUGUAGUUGGACAGGCUGCGAAUUGCAGUUCACAAAUGAUUGGGAAUUAAAUGGACACAUCGAAGCACAUUUGGAAACUUUAAAGCCGCAUAGUAAUGGUAAUUAUAAUUGCGUUUGGGGAGCUUGUUCGUUCUCGACGCGGUGUAUUACUGAGAUCCAGCGACAUAUUUACUACCAUGGAUAUUAUAAUGGUUUGCUGGUUCACGGAAAGAAUGAACUAGAGACAAAUCCGUCUAUACCCAGAUGUAAUGCAGUGCCUCGUGAGUGUGACAAAAUACCAGAUUUGCAUAGUGAUUUUCGUUGCGAAUGGGUUGACUGUAACCGUACAUUUAUAUCGAUAGUGGAAUUUCAAGAUCAUAUUGUGCAACAUGCCUCAUUCGAAUAUGAAAUACAGAAAUCGCCUGACGACGAGAGACCGAAAAUUCAGUGCAAUUGGAAUUUUUGCAAAAAACAAAUGGACAAUAAAUACCGUCUCAUAGAGCAUAUCCGUACCCACUCGAAUAAAAAGCAAGUGGCCUGUUACCAUUGUGGCGAACUAUUCCGAACAAAGACCACAUUAUUUGAUCAUCUACGAAGGCAGCCGGAGAACAACACUCAAAAAUAUCAGUGUGCCCAAUGUUCGAAAUAUUUUGCAACGGAAAAACUACUACGCUCUCACAUGAUUAAACAUGUUAAUUGUUACAAAUGUAGUAUGUGUGACAUGACCUGCUCCUCGGCAAGUGCCUUAGCUACCCAUAUUCGUUAUAGGCAUUUGAAAGACAAACCCUUUAAGUGUGUCGAAUGUGAAUAUAGGUGCGUAAGGGAAUCAGACUUGAACCAACAUGUCCAACUGGUGCAUAGCCAGGAGGUUCACAGGUGUGAAGAGUCAGGUUGUAAUUAUGCCGUAAAAACUUUCCAGGCUUUAAGAAAGCAUUUUCUGGAAGUUCAUAGAAAUACAACCUUUAUUUACCUCUGCCAUUGCUGUGAGAAACCUUUUAAAAGUGGCAAAAGCCUAUCAGUACAUCUAAUAAAGAAGCAUGACUUCCAACUACCAUCUGGACACCGACGCUUUACAUAUCGAAUUGAUGAGAAUGGAUUUUAUCGGCUGGAAACCACUCGCAUUGAAAGUUUAGAGGUCACCGAGCAAAUUUUAACUCCAACUACAUUCGAAAUAACAGAAAUUACAGAGGAUAGCAAUUCUUAUGAAAUAGUCUCGUUAACAAACAAACAAGACGCUGAACGAAUUAUAGUAUCUAAUGACAGAGGCGAAGCUCGACCCGCCGGUGAAGUGAUAAUAUCGUUGCCAAGUUUAGAUUAGAACUGGUAAGACACAAUUUCUUUGCAUAUUACAAAGAUAUUUCAAUUUUUAUAUAUUACCAAAUUAACAAUUAGAAUUUGUAAUCAUAUCGGUUUCGUCAAAUCAUAGAAAGAUAUUAUCAGAAUUUAAACUUAGCCAAAUCUUUGUAUCAAAAGAAUGUAAUAAACAAUUAAUUCUCUAGCAACAGAUAAGUAAUAUUUACUAGAAAUUAUAAUAUCUAUUUGGAUAUGUUUCUCUUAUUGUCAUAUAUAUUAUAAGUGUUAAUUCAAAAUAUCGUUAGAACUGAACUCAUUGUACGAUGCUAGAAAGUAUCUGCUGAGUUCACGCUAUGUACAAUUUGAUGCCAAUGAAGCAUAAAGGCCUUAAGCGCUAAGUAUACAAACAUGAAACUGAAAGAGUUGCUCUCUUACAGUUUUGCUCCUAUUAUUAAAAAAAUUAAACAAGCAAUGUUCAUAAAGCAUGCAUUUACAUUUCUGCCAAAAAUGUACCCUAAUAAGAAACUACUCUAUGUUAGCGUUAAUCUCUCUAUUAAUUUUUUUUUGUAGAAGCAGGUAAAAAAUCCGCAAUCAAAAGAACGUUUUCAAAAUUAACUUUAUGACUAAGAUUUAUUCUUUCUGUCCAUUCAUUAUACGAACACAGAUAAAAAUCGCAAACAAAUUUUGAAUUUUAAAUUGAAUUGAAAAUAUAAUCGUUUUCAAUUAAAA